GCAUAGGUCCCCCCCCCCCCUCUGGUCGACGUAGGACAAAGGAAACAGGAUGGCAGAGGCUGACGGCAAAUCCACACUGCUUAAUGGUGGCUCUGAAGAUAAAGACACAGGAGAAGAUCAACACAAGGAGGAAGAUGCCUCUGGCAGCAAAGAGGGUCAAACACAGUCAUCUCAGGAUGCUCCCAAAGAAACAAAAGAGGCGUCAGGAGACAAGCCUAUGCCAGAUGUGGAAGGAGAGACAGGAGCGAACCGAGAGGGAGAGGAUGAAGAGGACACGGACAGCAUGGAUGGCAGCGGCCUCUACUCCCUGACCGAGGAUGGAGAAAGAGAGAGUGAGGGAGGCAGACGAGAGAGGGCAAAGGAAAAAGAUGGCGGCAAAAGGGCAGCUAGAAAGAGGAACAGACCCGGCGGCGGCGGCACCACCAACCACUCUUCCAGCUCUGAUGAGGAUGACGAUGAUGAGGAGGACGAAGAACAGAAAGAUGAGGAAGAUGAUGACGAGGCUAUGGAGGCAUGGCUGGGGGCUGAGCUCCGUGACAUGCGUGGGCCUAUAUGGCGUGCGGUACCCUCGCUGCGCUCCAGAGAGAUCGGAAAGGAGUCGCACCAGUUUGUGAGGCGUGUGUGUGGAGCUCGCGGACUCGUGCAGAGGCUGGAGCUCCAGGGCCGACUGGAGAGGCACACGGGCUGCGUCAACACGUUGCACUUCAACCCCUCAGGCACACGCCUGGCGUCAGGCAGUGAUGACCUGCGAGUGGUGAUCUGGGAUUGGGCCGUCCGUCGUGCUGAGCUGGAGUUCGACAGCGGCCACAAGAGCAAUGUCUUUCAGGCCAAGUUCCUGCCUCACAGCGGAGACUCCACCUUGGCCAUGUGUGCUAGAGAUGGUCAGAUCAGAGUGGCGGAGCUCUCUGCCACCCAGCGCUGCAAGAACACCAAGCGGGUAGCACAGCACAAAGGGGCAGCACAUAAGCUGGCCCUCGAGCCGGAUUCCCCCUGCUCCUUUCUGUCUGCUGGGGAGGACGCUGUGGUGUUUGGUAUUGACCUGCGUCUAGACCGUCCCGCCAAUAAGCUGGUGGUCGUAAAGGAGGGUGACAAAAAAGUGGGCCUGUACACCAUCUUUGUCAACCCAGCAAAGACACAGCACUUUGCUGUAGGCGGCAGAGAUCAGUAUGUGAGGAUCUACGACCAGAGGAAGAUUAAUGAGAACGAUAAUAAUGGUGUACUGAAAAAGUUUUGUCCUUCACAUCUGGUAUCCAGCGAGUCCAAAACCAACAUAACCUGCCUCGUGUACAGCCACGAUGGCACAGAGCUCCUGGCCAGUUACAAUGACGAGGACAUCUACCUGUUUGACUCCAACCACAGUGACGGGGCGGACUAUCGCAGGAGAUAUAAAGGACACCGCAAUAAUGCCACAGUGAAGGGCGUGAACUUCUACGGGCCCAGCAGUGAGUUUGUGGUCAGUGGCAGCGACUGCGGACACAUUUACCUGUGGGACAAGUACUCCGCUCGCAUCGUUCAGUUUAUGGAGGGAGACAGAGGAGGAGUGGUGAACUGUUUGGAGCCACAUCCCCAUCUGCCAGGUAUGGCCACCAGUGGCCUGGAUCAUGAUAUCAAGCUGUGGGCUCCCACUGCCGAGGUCCCCACAGGACUCAAGGGCUUAAAGGAGGUGAUGAAGAAAAACAAGCGGGAGCGCGACGAGGACAGCAUGCGGCACGGCGACCAGUACGACACCCAGCUGCUGUGGUUCCUGAUGAGACACAUGAGGAACAGACGGCCCCCGAGGGCCCGCCGUGAGGGUGCAGACCCAGACACAGAUGAGUCCUGGAGCUCUCCAGAUUCCUCUGAUGAAGAGGAAGGAGGUCCAGACCACGUCCAGUGCAUGUCCUCCUGAGCCGCAUACACACACACACACACACACACACACACACACACACACGCACACGCACACGCACACGCACACACAUGCAUACAUACAUAUACAUACUUUAUUGCCCUUGAAUUGAUGCACAUAGGCAAGCACUAUUGACACACUGGCACAAUCAAACACUGAUGAGCCACAGACUUGUUUUGUUUUCUUUUCUCUUUUUUUUUUUCUUCUUUCGGUUUAUUUUUUACACAUACAAACUCAUACAGAUACACACAUACAUUUACUUAAACAUACUGUUGAAGCAGAGUGACAAGAGAUGCUUAACGCCUGGUUUCCCAGCAGUUACGAGUGUGAAAAAGGCUGACUACAGAGUGCACACACGCUUCCAAAAUCCUGAUGGUUUUUUUUGUUUGUUUGUUUGACAAUUGUAUGAAGAGGUCUAGUGAGUGCUUACAUCCCUAUAAACAACUUGGAGACACCCCUGCAUGUCCAUACAUUCACUAUAUGCUCUACCCAGCCCCAGAACGAUGUACUGUGCGUGUAUGGCAACAAGCACCUCCUCUUUACGCGACCUGUAGUAAGCUAUACAUCACCAGCACACAAUCCCCCUCCUCUCUCUCUCGCUUAGUAACACACCUCUUGCUCUCCACCUCCACCUUUUUUAGCUGAAGAAGAGAGGCUCAGCAGGGAGGGAGGGGCGUAGAAUCACACUCUCAAACCAUCCCCUAAAUGUGACUUCCUUUAAGAUUUGAACUUUUUAGGGGGGGAGACCCUCACUGCAUCAUCACCCCCAGUCUCAUACUGAUUUCUGUCCCUGAAGCUUGAGCAGCUAGUUGCAUUUAUCACAGGUUUUCUCUCCGAGGACUACUAAAUCUCUACAUGCUGCAUCAUCCUACAUGCUGCCCUCAGCUACUCCCUCCCCAUCCUCUUUUCCCAUCACCCUCCCCCUCACUACGGAGUGCACUUUGAAUCAGGGAUGCUUUAGUUUGAGACACAGACAAAAAAAAACGUGCACUAAGUUUGUGAUUUUCAGGGGGGAAGGGGCAGUCGUCUUGUUUGAUGCUUGUAUCUCUCAUCGCAAAAAAAAACCCACAGUGAAAUUUAGUUGAUUUUUUCUUUUUGUCGUUGCUGUUUUUGAGUGGGGCGGAUAAAUAUAUUGUUUUGCACUUAAGCAUUUCUUGACUGAACUCCAGUCAAAAAGGAAGGAGGUUUCUUUUUUGCUUCCACCAGCCUUUUUCCUCCUCCUUCCAUCCUGGCACCCAUCUUUGACAGGAAAUCUCCAGUUCACCUCUCUCAGUGAACAUGAAAAUACAGAGAUGGCAGGUGCUCAGCAUGUGCAUAGGAUAUAAGGACUGAUUACAGGCUCUGUUGGGGAACUGUGUGAUUUUUUUUUUUUUUGUUAAGCGUCAGAACCGACCUGGAUCAAAUCGCAAUUGUGAAACGCCGCGGAUGAGCCUAUUGAGAUAGGAAUGAUAAAGGGCUGCAGUCGUUAAUGUGGCUCCUUAAGCGUCUCGAAUCAAUUGCUGAAUUCUAUUUUUCAGAUGAAACGUUUGAACCAGGUCGGCCAGCGCACCGCUCGUGAGGAAUCUUCUGUCUGUUCUGUAUUAACAUUGGCUCAAAGAGGAGGACGGGGGUAUCGGGGUCAAUAUGCUUGCCAGUCAUUUGUUGUGUGAAAGCGAUAAAGUCCAGCUUUUUCUCAUUUUCUAUGAGAACUCUAGUUAGUUGAAUUUAUAUGUACAUAUAUAAAUAUAUAUUAAAACUGUAAAAAAAAAAAAAAACAACUUUAGCAAAUGCUGUUUGACUUUGAAAAAAAGAUGUCAAAACAUUUGAUUGGUAUUGAUGCAGAGGUUUAUAUUCUAUAUGAGGACAAAGUACUUUUGAAAUUCAGAGCAAAAAAAAAAAAAAGUUGACUUAAGGCACCAUUUGUGUUCACUUUUUCCUUUCUGAAUGACAUCCCUCUGUUACGAACAGAACCGCUGUCAUUUCAAGUGUUGAAGUUUUGAACGUCUUUCUUGUUCAAGAAAAAAAAGAAAUCAGUAUUUCCUUUCUAGACUUUGAUCCAUCAUUUGAGACAACUGAAUCCAGAUUUUUUCCCACUGACUAUUUUUGGCAUCUUGUAUACAUAAUGAGGCUUUUGAUGAACAGGUUUUUUCCACCACUGCCUAAAAUUGCAUUCUACCAGUUCAGUUGGAAAAUAUGUACAAUUCGUGCAAUAAACAAAGAGACAGUGCUCUUGAUGUUGUCGUUU
Scomber scombrus (Atlantic mackerel) is the source of this 4112-nucleotide messenger RNA. It is a transcript of the gene dcaf8, whose product is annotated as DDB1 and CUL4 associated factor 8. The record is from RefSeq and is a predicted model, not a curated record. The transcript has 12 exons. Lineage: Eukaryota; Metazoa; Chordata; Actinopteri; Scombriformes; Scombridae. Gene Ontology annotation, molecular function: protein binding. The coding region runs from base 50 to 1888 and encodes 612 amino acids. Gene Ontology annotation, cellular component: Cul4-RING E3 ubiquitin ligase complex; cytoplasm.